UAUGGCCCUGACCACAGAGUUGAGGACACAGCUACAACUGAGAGAGGUGGCAGGGAUCCCCCUGCAGGCUAGCACUGUGGACAACUGGAGCCAGAUCCAGAACUUUGAGGCCAAGCCAGAUGAUCUCCUCAUCUGUACCUACCCUAAAUCAGGGACCACGUGGAUUCAGGAAAUUGUGGACAUGAUUGAGCAGAAUGGAGAUGUGGAGAAAUGUCAGAGAGCCGUAAUUCAACACCGCCAUCCAUUCAUCGAGUGGGCUCGGCCACCCCAGCCUUCUGGGGUGGAAAAAGCCAAAGCAAUGCCCUCUCCACGGAUACUAAGGACUCACCUUCCAAUUCAGCUCUUGCCUCCAUCUUUCUGGGAAAAUAACUGCAAGUUCCUUUAUGUGGCUCGAAAUGCCAAAGACUGCAUGGUUUCCUACUACCAUUUCCAAAGGAUGAAUCAAAUGCUUCCUGACCCUGGCACCUGGGAAGAGUAUUUUGAAACCUUCAUCAAUGGGAAAGUGGGCUGGGGUUCCUGGUAUGACCAUGUAAAGGGAUGGUGGGAGAUGAAAGACAGAUACCAGAUUCUCUUCCUCUUCUUUGAGGACAUAAAACGGGACCCAAAGCAAGAAAUUCAGAAAGUGAUGCAGUUCAUGGGAAAGAGCUUGCAUGAAACAGUGCUAGAUAAAAUUGUCCAAGAGACGUCAUUUGAGAAAAUGAAAGAAAAUCCCAUGACAAAUCGAUCUACAGUUCCCAAAUCCAUCCUGGACCCGUCCAUUUCCCCCUUCAUGAGAAAAGGAACUGUGGGGGAUUGGAAAAACCACUUCACUGUGGUUCAGAGUGAAAGAUUUGAUGAAAUCUACAGACAAAAGAUGGAAGGAACCUCAAUAAAUUUCUGCAUGGAACUCUGAACAAGAUGUGCAUAGAAAGGUAGAUGACAAGAAUGGGGAAGAUAUCUUCAAUCCUUCAGUGAAGCCCAAAGAAUCUCUGAAAGCAUAUUGUAAAAAUAUACAAUUGUGGUACCACUGUCUCUGUGAUUAUUACCAACCCCAUUUUUCAAAAGGAUCAUGUCUAAUGCUUAUUUUCUCAACCAUCCUUUCCAAAGUAAGAAAUAA
This is a messenger RNA of Herpailurus yagouaroundi (jaguarundi), 1096 nucleotides long. It is a transcript of the gene SULT1C2, whose product is annotated as sulfotransferase family 1C member 2. The record is from RefSeq and is a predicted model, not a curated record. NCBI's taxonomy places the organism in Eukaryota, Metazoa, Chordata, Mammalia, Carnivora, Felidae. The coding region runs from base 2 to 892 and encodes 296 amino acids. Gene Ontology annotation, molecular function: sulfotransferase activity. The transcript is spliced from 7 exons.